UGCUGGUAUAUAACAGGACCUGGGGUCUCUGGCUUUGGGCUAAGAGAAGAAUGGGUCAAGCUGCCACACUACCCUGCAAAAGAGGAGGCACGUAUAUCACCGAACUCUAUGAUUGGUUCAGAAAGUUCAUGAAGGAGUGUCCAAGUGGUCUGAUCACUCUGCACGAGUUCAGGAGGCACUUUUGCGAUGGCACCGUGGGGUCCGAGUCGGCCGAGUAUGCCGAGCAGAUCUUCCGCACACUUGACAACAAUGGGGAUGGAGUUGUUGACUUCAGAGAAUAUGUGACGGCCAUCAGUAUGCUGACAGAAGGCUCAUCAGUGGAGAAACUGCGUUGGUCUUUUAAGCUCUAUGACAAAGACAAAGACGGAACCAUAACCCGAGGAGAGAUGCUAGAGAUCAUGCAGGCUGUGUACAAGAUGAGCGUGGCCGCCUCUAUAACCAAAAUCAACCCCCUUACAGCGGAGGAGUGCACCAACAGGAUCUUUGUGCGACUGGACAAAGACAAUAACGCUAUCAUCAGUCUGGAGGAGUUCAUUGAGGGAGCUUUGGGUGACGAGUGGAUCAGAGAGAUGCUCGAGUGCGACCCUAACACUGUGAAGGUCGAGCGGCCACCAAAACGGUCUCUGCAUGAUGAACAUGCAACUGGGGUGAUGGACGUCCUGCACCUCCCAUCUGCAUCCCCUGAAAACAAUCCGAAUCCAAGACUGCUGUGAUUAUUACAUCAAUUAUUUCCUGAUUCCAGGUCAGGAGACUGGACAGUGAAGGGACCCAACAUUAUUCACCACCUCAAGAAGAACUGAACCCAGAUCAUGCACUUAACCCUAUAAGGUGUUCAUACUGUAUUUUUGUUACUCAGCCAAUGUUCCUGGGUCUGGUGGACCCACCACAUUAUUAGGCUUUUAUGUAAAAAUAUUUAUCAGGUGUUUACUUUAGCUCAAUUACCAAUGAUUAACAUCAUGGUUUAUAUUUGCCAUU
Molecule: messenger RNA, 975 nt
Organism: Alosa alosa (allis shad)
Lineage: Eukaryota; Metazoa; Chordata; Actinopteri; Clupeiformes; Clupeidae
Exons: 5
Coding region: 51-713 (220 amino acids)
Molecular function (GO): calcium ion binding
Source: RefSeq, a predicted model, not a curated record